AUGACGGACUCGAGCGCGGAGAAGGUGGCGUACCCGGUGGUGGUCUACGUGCACGGCGAGUCGUACGAGUGGGGUUCGGCCAGCCUGUACGACGGCUCCGUGCUGGCGGCGCUCGGCAGACUCAUCGUCGUCACCAUCAACUACCGGCUGGGCAUCCUGGGCUUCUUCAACCCGAACGUGGACCCGCUGGGGCGCGCCACGGUGGCCAACUACGGCCUCAUGGACCAGCUGGCGGCGCUGCACUGGGUCCAGGAGAACAUCGUGCGCUUCGGCGGUGACCCCGGCCACGUCACCGUCAUGGGCCACGGCACCGGCGCCGCGUGCCUCAACUUCCUCGUCAUCUCGCCCGCCGCCGCAGGAGCCGGACUGUUCAAACGAGCCAUCCUCAUGUCCGGUUCAGCGUUGAGUCCUUGGGCGGCGGUACAGGAACCCGUGUACUACGCAGUGCAGGCAGCGCGACAACUGGGCUGCGAUGUACCAGACGACCUGUACCGGCAUUACGAGACCCUCCUACACUGCCUCAGGGACCGUACCGUCGACCAGAUCCUCCAGGUUGAGUUGGAAACGCCACAGUUCCUGUCAUCCAUUGGUCCCAAGUGUGGACGGGGUAACGAUAAGGCCGGAUUGGAAGCAGCAGCACACGAAAAUGGGUCAGGAAGGUCGCACUCCCGUGGACAUCUUGCUCGGCGUCACGCUACGGACAUCCUCGAGGUGUUCAGCGACGCCGAAAUACAGCAUGGGUUCGAGGCCGACCACCGGGACCGCAUUCUUCGAACUUUUGUUACGAACAACUACCGCUAUCAUCUCCAGGAGAUCGUGCUGGCCAUCACCGCCGAGUACACGGACUGGUCGCGGCCCGUGCAGCAUCCGGUCAACAUCCGGGACCUGACGGCGGAGGCGCUGCACGACGCCGCGCUCGUGUCGCCCGUCACCGUCGCCGCCAACCAGCUGUACACCGCCGCCAGGGCCGCCUACUUCUACGUCAUUGACCACACGCUCGACAACCCCGACCCGGAGAGAGGACCUGAAGUCUCCCUCAACGAGCUGUUGUACGUGUUCGGAACCCCCCUGGGGGCUGGGGGUCCCGUGGCUCCCCCCAUCAACUACACCAAGACAGAAGCAGCUCUCAGCGAAUCGGUUAUCACAACUUGGACCAAUUUCAUCAAGACUGGAAACCCGAACGAGGGCGGCGUGGGCGGUGAGGGCGGAAAUCCUCGCGAGAAAUACAAGUACAAGAGUCAAGAAUGGGCAAAUUAUGAUCCCCAGUACCGCAGAUACCUCGAAUUCGGCAGCCGCGGCCGCGUGCGGGACCACUACCGGGCGAGCCGCGUGGCGCUGUGGUCGUGGCUGGUGCCCGGCCUGGAGCGCGUGGGCGCCCGCUACGGCCCCGACUCGCCCUUCCACCGCCUGCCCGACCACCAGCGCCCCGACACCUUCUCGGGCCCGACGCGCCCCACCAACCUGUCCAGCAACCUCCUGCCGCCCCCGACCACGCCCCCGCCGCCGCCCACCACCCUCGCGCCCGCCUCGCCCCCCGCGCCCCGCCACACCACGCCCGCCGGCGCGGUGGGCGCGAACGGCAGCAGCAGCGUGGCUGGGCUACUGGAGGGCCUGGGGCUGGGCCAGCGGCAGCCGCAGCCGCACCCGCAGCAGGGCGCCGCCGCCUUCCCCUACACGACGGCGCUGAGCCUGACGGUGGCCAUCGGCUGCUCUCUGCUCAUCCUCAACCUGCUGGUGUUCGCCGCCGUCUACUACCGCCGCGACUCGGCCCGCGGCCACGUGGCCCUCAACAAGCCGGCCUCGGGCCACGAGGGCGGCGCGGGCACUGAGGGCGGCGGCAUCGGUCUGGGCGGCAUGGGCGGCGGCGGCACCGACGUGCAGCUGCGCUCGCCCGGCGACGGCUGCAAGCCCUCGUCCCCGUCGCACUGCGGGACGCUGCGCUCGUCCGCCACGCUGCGCUCCUCGCUGGCCACGUCGUGCGACGGCGACCAGCACGAGUGGCCGCCCGACUACACCACGUGCUGCCAGGGCGGCCCGACCUCGGCCCAGGGCGGGGGCCAGGCCGCGCCCUCCUCGCGCCCUCCGCACAACGGCACGGCCACGCUGAGGGCCGUGCCGCGCCCCCCGCCCCCGCCGAGGUCGUCCUCGUACCCGUCCCACGUCGAGGCCCAGCCGCUGCUCUCGCCCUCCGCCCUCCUCCACGCCAACAACGCCCAGUGCUCCGAGAUGCGGGUGUGAGGCCCCCGCCCGCGCCCCCGCCCGCGCCCCUCCCCGCGCCCGCAGUCGGGUCAAAGGGUGAGAGCUUGGCGGAAGCUCUAAGGCGAUUAAGGAUUCCGGGUCGGCGCUUCGAGGGACGCCGCCGCUCGGCCGCAGCUUGGAAAAGCCCGGAUGUCGCAACAGAACAUGUCAACAACACGUUAUCGAAAAAGAUGCAAAAUAAAGACAGGAAAAGGAAAAUACCCCAGUCUCUUUGAUCCUUUCUCUCGUACGACUGUUGAAUCAAUGACUGAACUCACAUGGAAUAUGUAAAACAAUUUACACGAAGAGAAACAAAUAGAUGGGAUGUUGGUUCUUCAUCACAGAACAAAUUUAUAUUGUGAUGAAAGUGAUUGAACGAUGACGUGGCGAUGACGCAAUGUGAACCAAGUGAUGACGUAGACGCAGAAAAAAUACAAAAGUGACUGCAAGAAAAACAUAGCAAGCGAAUGAGGCCAAACCGGAGAGAAAAAUUCAAAAUACAUUUCCGCAUUCAGGGUCUGUGUGUUUGUUAGUAUGUUCGCGCAUUUCAGGGCGGGGAUUUUAUAACUCCGAUUGCCAAAGGUGCCCCGUGGCCCUCUCGGUGGACGACAAUUGGUGCCAAAGUGAUGAUCAAGUGUAGCAUUGGCGUGUAGCGAUCUCAAGCAUCAAGGAGUCUUUUUAUCUAUCUGCCUGUCUAUCUGUUACUCUCUCUCUCUCUCUCUCUCUCUCUCUCUCUCUCUCUCUCUCUCUCUCUCUCUCUCUCUCUCUCUCUCUCUCUCUCUCUCUCUCUCUCUCUCAUUCUGUCAAUCUGUCUGGCUCUUCCAAAAUUUAAGGAUUUUUUUUAUUUAUAUCACUAUCUUUCGAUAUAACAAAUAUACCUUACUUUGCCUAUUAAUCUAAAUUUGUGUCUUAUCAUGUUUAGACCAUUAUUCCGUGAUGUUGAAGUAUCACGUGGUGUACAGAUGGAGGCAUAAUUUCCUAUAAAUUCAUUUACUUCAUUUUUACACACUUGCUUAUCUUGAUACGUCUAUCUUUUUCUAUACCCCCCCCCUCUUUGUUGUUUAUGCACAGUCUAAAAUUGCAUUGCCUCUCUUGUUCCCUAUAUUUUCAGUUUUCUCUUCUGUUUCUUCUCUUUCUAUCCGAUUCUCUCGCAAUUUCUCUGAUAUACGUAGCUGCAAAACAAACUUUAGAUAUUCAGCUUUUACUAGUGGAAUAUGUACAGUUUAUACUAUUAUAGACUUCACUUUGUAAUAUAUUGUGUGCAUGAAUGUUUCUUGUGCGUGUUUGGGUAUAUGUGUGUGUGUUUGUUUGGGUAUGUGUGUGUGUGUGUGUGUGUGUGUGUGUGUGUGUGUGUGUGUGUGUGUGUGUGUGUGUGUGUGUGUGUGUGUGUUUGGAUGUUUGAACGUUUUGGGUGUUUGUAGGUAUAUUGUUUGCGUAUGUGUGUGUGUUUAUGUGUGUCCGAUUUCGCGUUCCAUCAGCGUAUCUGUGCAUGUGCGUAUAUGCGCACUUGUAUGUAUGUUGCAUCUUGUAUUUUCUUUUAAUUUUAGGUAUCAUUAUGAUUGUGGCUAUAUAUUUCUUCGUUACGUACAUUCUUACCUUCAGUUACCCAUUGUGAAGAUGGAUUUUUAUUUCGCAUAUGUAUAAUAAAUCCCCAAACACA
Messenger RNA from Penaeus monodon (black tiger shrimp), 3898 nucleotides. Its product is annotated as neuroligin-2-like. NCBI's taxonomy places the organism in Eukaryota, Metazoa, Arthropoda, Malacostraca, Decapoda, Penaeidae. Gene Ontology annotation, molecular function: neurexin family protein binding; signaling receptor activity. Gene Ontology annotation, cellular component: postsynaptic membrane; synapse; cell surface. The record is from RefSeq and is a predicted model, not a curated record. Gene Ontology annotation, biological process: postsynaptic membrane assembly; modulation of chemical synaptic transmission; chemical synaptic transmission.